Messenger RNA from Cheilinus undulatus (humphead wrasse), 816 nucleotides. It is a transcript of the gene lbx1b, whose product is annotated as ladybird homeobox 1b. The record is from RefSeq and is a predicted model, not a curated record. Lineage: Eukaryota; Metazoa; Chordata; Actinopteri; Labriformes; Labridae. Gene Ontology annotation, biological process: regulation of DNA-templated transcription. Gene Ontology annotation, molecular function: DNA binding; DNA-binding transcription factor activity, RNA polymerase II-specific. Bases 1 to 816 code for a protein of 271 amino acids. The transcript is spliced from 2 exons.
AUGAUGACAUCCAAAGAAGUGGCCAAAUGUGAUGCAGUGGAAACCAGGAGGCGAAGUCCGCUGGACCACUUGCCUCCUCCUGCUAACUCCAACAAACCGCUGACCCCCUUCAGCAUCGAGGACAUCCUCAACAAACCGUCUGUGAAACGAAGUUACACAAUCUGCGGCACGGCUCAUCUCAUUUCGUCCUCAGAGAAGCACCGUCCGUCCAGCAUCCCUCUGUCCAGCCGGGCUCUGCUCACCCAGACCUCCCCGCUCUGCGCGCUGGAGGAGCUGGCCAGCAAGACCUUCAAAGGGCUGGAAGUCAGCGUGUUACAGGCAGCGGAAGGCCGGGACGGGAUGACUCUGUUCGGCCAGAGAAGCACCCCGAAGAAGCGCCGGAAGUCUCGGACGGCCUUCACCAACCACCAAAUCUACGAGCUGGAGAAGCGCUUCCUGUACCAGAAGUACCUGUCCCCGGCGGAUCGGGACCAGAUCGCUCAGCAGCUCGGCCUGACGAACGCGCAGGUCAUCACGUGGUUUCAGAACCGGAGGGCCAAGCUAAAACGGGACCUGGAGGAGAUGAAGGCCGACGUGGAGUCUGCCAAGGCCAUCGGACAGGUCCCCUUGGACAAGCUCGCCAAGCUGGCGGACCUGGAGAAAUGCGCCAACGGCACUCUGGGCCACCCGCGAGGAGAGUCCCCCGCGCGGAGCGGCCAGCAGGAGCACGAGCUCGCUCAGAAACUGCGCUCGUCGCCGCUGUCUCCGUUUUCAGACCACACAACGAGUAAAGAGUGCUCGGAGGACGAGGACGUGGAGAUUGAUGUGGAUGACUGA